AGAGAUAGGUGACGGGUGUCCUGGAAUACCUGCUAAUAGUUUACCAAUAUAUUUUCUUAAGAUGUCUUAUGAAGUUAAUGAGUGCCGAAAAAUUGAGACCCUUGAAAAUUUGGACCUGGAUUUUGAGGGUGACGUCACAGAACUUGAAACUUUUGGAGUAAACACCACCAAACCAUCGAAGUCACCGAGUCCUGCAAGCACUUCCACAGUACCCAACACAACAGAUAUUCCCACAGCUCCCAGCACAGCAGCCACAUCUGUGGUACCAACCGCACCAGACAUUUCUGCUCAUUCUAGAAGUUUAUCUCAGAUUCUGAUGGAACAGUUGCAGAAGGAGAAACAACUGGUGACUGGUAUGGAUGGUGGCCCUGAAGAGUGCAAAAAUAAAGAUGAUCAGGGAUUUGUACCAUGUGAUGAAAAGGCAUCAAAUUCUGACAAGUUUUUGAUGCAGGAUAAUGACUUGAAAACAUCUGAUUCCUUACAGUUAGAAAGUUCUACAGAAAUUGAAACCUCUCAUAAAAAUGAUUUGGCUACUGAUACGGUAUAUGCCCCUGAAAAACUAAAUGUUCUGGAGAACUCAGACAAUUCAAAGGAAAAGACUGUUACCUCAGAAGCAGUAAGAAGUGAAGAUGUAAUUCUUUGCAAUAGUGAUACAGAUGAAGACUGUUUAAUCAUUGAUACAGAGUGUCAAAAUAAUAGUAAUGGAAAGACAACUGAUAUGAAUUCUAAUUUAAGUUCUAAACCAGCUAGCCCCAAUUCUUCUUCAGCACAGGCUUCUGUAGGAAACCAGACUAAUGCUACCUGUAGUCCUGAAGAAUCAUGUGUUUUAAAAAAACCUAUCAAACGAGUAUAUAAAAAAUUUGAUCCAGUUGGAGAAAUUUUAAAAAUGCAGGAUGAACUCCUAAAGCCAAUUUCCAGAAAAAUACCUGAAUUGCCCUUAAUGAAUUUGGAAAAUUCUAAACAACCUCCUGCUUCUGAGCAAUCCUCUGCUCCUUCAGAUGCCUCUGGUUGGCCAAAAUCUGUAUGGCCUUCUGCGUUUCAGAAGCCAAAAGGACGAUUGCCGUAUGAACUACAGGACUAUGUUGAAGAUACAUCAGAAUAUGUAGCUCCUCAGGAAGGAAAUUUUGUUUACAAGUUAUUUAGCCUACAAGACCUAUUGUUACUUGUGCGAUGCAGUGUCCAGAGGAUAGAGACCAGACCACGUUCUAAAAAACGGAAGAAAAUCAGAAGACAAUUUCCAGUUUAUGUACUACCAAAAGUGGAAUAUCAAGCUUGUUAUGGAGUUGAAGCUCUGACUGAAAGUGAACUUUGUCGCUUAUGGACUGAAAGUUUAUUGCAUUCCAACUGCUCAUUUUAUGUUGGGCAUAUCGAUGCAUUUACUUCAAAACUUUUUCUGUUAGAAGAAAUUAGCUCAGAAGAAUUAAAAGAAAAACUUUCAGCACUCAAGAUUUCAAGUUUAUUUAACAUUCUCCAACACAUUCUAAAGAAAUUGAGUAGCUUGCAGGAGGGUUCCUACUUGUUGUCUCAUGCAGCAGAAGAUUCUUCACUCCUGAUCUACAAGACCUCUGAUGGAAAAGUUACUAGGACAGCCUACAAUUUGCAUAAAACACAUUGCAGCCUUCCUGGUGUGCCUUCUAGUCUCUCAGUUCCCUGGGUCCCUUUAGAUCCCAGUCUGUUAUUACCAUAUCAUAUCCAUCAUGGAAGAAUACCUUGUACUUUCCCACCUAAAUCACUAGGCCCCACACCACAACAAAAGGUUGGUGGAACAAGAAUGCCUACACGCAGCCGUAGGAAUCCAGUUUCCAUGGAAACGAAAAGUCUGCCUGCUCAGCAAGUUGAAAAUGAAGGAGAAGCUCCAAAUAAAAGAAAAAUAACUUAAGGACUCUACUAUGGAAAAUGAGGAAGAACUAGUUGUAACAACGUUCACUUUAGAAAAGUUUGAGGGGAAAUAUGCCUAGAAGAUCAGUGGACAAGAUGAACAUUUUUCUUUUAGUGUCCUUGAGAGUUCUUAGAGUGCCUUGAAAAAAUAUAUUGGCUAUGUGAAGGAAUGUUUCAGCUAAAAUGGAAUGUUAUACUCUUAACAUGAUGUUUGAGAAGAAUCCAGAUAUGUUUUAACAGUAUCAUGGCAGGGAAACAUAGAGAAGAGAAAUAUUUUUAUAGUAGACCUUUUCCAAAAACUGUUAAAUAGGAAAAUAAUUUGCUUUUUUCAAGAGCAAUAUUUAUCAUUGUAUGUAAUGUUAGUAAUUUGAAUUAUAUCACCAGUCUGUUGAGAUUGGCUCAAAAAGUUGAAUCUUGCCACUAUCAGAGAUAAUUUUGAGCCAAUGUAAACCUUGCUUCUGACCCAUUGUGACAGUUUUUAUAUACUAUUUUAAAACGAUGAUUGUUGCAAGUUAAUAAAGUUAACAUCUUUAAAAACUUGAUGAAAUUCCAUUGCACAAGCCAAAAAUUAAAAUUAAAAAUAAAAAAGUUCAUGCUCCUGAAAAAGUCACAAGUUAACAAUUUCUUGUUGGUCAGCCAUCAGUUUGUUUUUAAAAAAACAAACCUUCUGUGGUGUUAUAGGUUUGGUGAUAGAUCCCUCUAUCUCUUGGCACAAAUUUCAGCUGAGUGUUCAAAUAAUGCUACUGAAAGCAGAGAUGAGUGUGUUUUCCAGAAAAAGCUCAUCAUUUCAACUGACAAGAUACUACAUUUUUUACAAAUUGAAGGUUUGUGGCAACCCUGUGUUAAGCAGAGUCAGUGUUGGCAAGGAUGUGAUGAACCUGGUCCACUUACACCUAUGGUGAAGGAGCUCACAUUCUAGUGGAGGACACAAUACUGAUCUAUGGAACAACAGAGGACAUACAAAUUCAGAUUAAAUAAUUUUAAAGAUACCAUAUUUCAAAACCUCUUGAAAACAUUCUACCUGGCAGCCAAAACUUGUCUGGACAAACCUGUUUUUCCUGAUGUGGCCAAAAAAAAAAAAAAGUCUUUUCUUUCACACAACUUUUGAGGUCUCAUCAUCUGCAGCUGUGUGGGGUCAUGUUGGAGUUUGUUCUAGCUAUCCAGAAUACUCAACAAUGCCACUGGCUCUGAAAAGGGACUGGUGGUGUUAAUCCAUUUUGAUAGAGACCUACAUGAUGCCAAUGUCAGUCAUAGGAAACUGUAAUCAACUUGGUUGGCUAUUUCCUUGGCCAUGGAGAAUUGGUUUUUGAAACUCUUUUUGAUGUAUAAGUACCUCAUCCAUAGUGACAUGUCUAAUAAGAAGUUGGUAUGGCCAAGGUCAAUGACAAGUGUUCUUAGAAGAGGAGAAGGCACAGAAACAGAGAAGGCGGCCACGUGAAGAUGGGGAAAGAUCAGAGUGAUGCAGCCACAAGGAACGUUGACAGCCACCAGAAGCUGGAAGGGACAAGGAAGGGUUUUUUUCUUAGAGCUUCCAGAGGGAGUACAGCCUUGCUGAUACGUUGAUUUCAUACUUCUGGCCUCUAGAAUUGUAAGAGAAUACAUUUCUGUUGUUUUAAA
This is a messenger RNA of Leptonychotes weddellii (Weddell seal), 3495 nucleotides long. NCBI's taxonomy places the organism in Eukaryota, Metazoa, Chordata, Mammalia, Carnivora, Phocidae. The record is from RefSeq and is a predicted model, not a curated record.